AAUGCUUGCCAAAACACCAUAAAGUUGUGUAAAUGCCUGUUUGACCUUUCUUAUCAAGCCAGUGUAUCUAGCUAACGGCAUUGAACAUGUUUCUACUACGCGUAUAUGCUUCUACAUCGAUUUUUCGUACGACCAAAGGGUUAUUCAUGGAGUCUGCUUUAACAGGAUGCUUGCGGACAGCAAGUGGAGCAGCUAAGGACAAGGAGCCACUGCGCAAGGCCAAAACCCCCCAGGGCCGCUUUGACAUGAAUGAUGAGAAGAUAAAGGAUCCCCUUGAAAAGUUCCCUGAUGAUGUGAACCCAGCCACUAAGGAGCAGGGGGGGCCCCGAGGUCCAGAACCCACGCGCUACGGGGACUGGGAGAGGAAGGGCCGCUGUGUCGACUUCUAGUUUCCAUUCCUGGUAUAUUACACAUGCGAUGUGGACAUACCUUAUCUAUAACUUAUGUCUCAAUGUCUGAGGAUUGUUGUGCAAGAGACCAGGAUUAGUACACCAUACUGAAUCAGUCUGGACUAUUUCCCCAUGAACCAUACAAUCUGAUUUGUAGUUUCACAUUUAUACACAUGUAGUCUGUAGAACAGUCUCACUUACUUUUUAUGGUGCAAUACUCACUUUGCACACUAUUGUCUUUGUUGAGAUGUAUGAUGAGACAUGAUGACCUAGUGAACAAUAAAGGCUGCUGAGGGAGGAUGGAUCUUAAUGGCUGAAAUGAAGUGAAUGGAAUGACAACCCCCCCCCCCCCCAAAAAAAAACUGUUUGAUUCCGUUUACUCCAUUCUGAACAAUUUUAUGAGCCGUCCUCCCCUCGGCAGCCUCCACUGAUAGUGAACGAUUGUCAUGCGAGUUUAUUGCUUCCUGUACAGAGAUGUCAAUGUUGUGAAUAAAUGCAAUGUAAAAAAUUCUGGAGAUUACUCUGGCAUGUUUUUACUUUUUGAUUAUUGCUCAUUAUAUUGAGUCAUCGACAAUGCCUCUGAUCUGGUCCGUAUUCCUACAUUAGCCCCUGUCUCUUUUCACUCUACUCUCGUUCUCUUUCCUGCCUCUUGGUUGUUUAUUGAUUCUGUGUACUGUACAAUGAAGGGAAGCGCUCCUGCUCAGCGACACUCAACAGGCAACCACCUGGCAUUCUGACCUGAGCGGCACUUCUACGUCUUGUCUGACUGGCACACCCUUACCCUGUAACAUGUACUGAACAAAAAUAUAAAUGUCAAAGAUUUGACUGAGUUAGUCCAUUGAAGGAAAUCGGUCAAUUGAAAUAAUUUAAUUGGGCUGUGAUCUAUGGAUUUCACUUGACUGCACAGCAUUUGAGAGAGAAGCUUUUCGUGAGUAUGGGAAAUGUUCUGGGAUCCAUAAUAAAUUGUCCAAAUUUGGGGAUGAAGGGGAUAUUACAAAGACAGAAUGUGAGUAUAUGAAUGUUGACUGCCCAACCACAUGUGUGACACCUGUCAUAUACGCUCUACCCAAAAUUCACAAGAGCAUGACACCACCUUUACCAGGCUGGCCCAUUGUGAGUAGUAAUGGUUCUCUGACAGAAUAUCUCUACGUUUUGUGAAACCCUGGGUGAUAUUUUAAAAUGGGUUUCAAUUGUGGGUGAGCGGCAAUAAUGUACCAGUGCUUCCUGAUAACGUCAUUAAAUGCCUUCCCCAAUGGUGAGUGUUGGGUGAAGCAAGAUG
Molecule: messenger RNA, 1668 nt
Organism: Oncorhynchus masou masou (cherry salmon)
Lineage: Eukaryota; Metazoa; Chordata; Actinopteri; Salmoniformes; Salmonidae
Product: succinate dehydrogenase assembly factor 4, mitochondrial-like
Exons: 3
Coding region: 87-389 (100 amino acids)
Biological process (GO): mitochondrial respiratory chain complex II assembly
Cellular component (GO): mitochondrion
Source: RefSeq, a predicted model, not a curated record